UUUAUUUAUUGGUUUUUAUAUUUAUUCAAAAAAAGUUUUAAAUUGUGAUGUUUGGUGGUGAUAAAAAGUGCAUGAAUUGAAUCUGGACCACAAGUUCUUACAAGUGAUGAUUAAAAUUAACGAUCAAAUAAAAUCCAAACAUCUUAAGAAGCGAAACAUAAAAGAGCAUGCAGCAAGUGGAAGUUGUUUUUAUUAGAAGAUUCAAUAAGUUGUCCAUAUGUUGGUCUAAAAUUGAUAACCAAGCAGUCACAACCACAUCCAUCAAACAAAAUGUCAUCUACACAAGCAAUCAGUAAUCCUGCUACAGAUUUAUACCGAAAUGAUGUUCAUGAUUUAGAGUCAGCUCGCGCACGUGCAGCCCGUGUACAUCGCUAUAAAGAACAGCGUCGUCGUCAAUUAGAAUCACAAUUUCAUGACUUAUCACCACAAUCAACACCCACUACAGUCAACACUCACACAAAUACAAAUAGUUUAAGACGUCGUUAUAUAACCAGGUCGCACAAGAACAUACCAACAACAAGUACAAGUAAUGAUGCAGGACUACUUACAACAACAACUACAUCAACAGUUACAGCACUAAGUGGUGCUGGUGAUGGUGAUAGUGACAAUGUAAAUGAUUUAAUAACAAGAACAUCAAAACUUAAUAAUAGUAGUACUACUGGUAGUGAGUCAACAAUGACAGCAUCAUCAACAGUACUUGGAGCUGCACCAGGUGGUGUUGGUGUUGUACGUACAACACGCACAUCUAGAUUACGUACAAAUAAUAAUUUACAACUUAAUGUUGAUAAUGUUCAACAAAGAUUAUCACCAGAUACCAUCACCAACAGCAGUCAGACUCAAAUUCAACUUAAGUCAUCAUCCACAGAGAAAAAUUCUUUGAUUAAUUCACGAUUAUCAAAUGGAUCAUCAUCAGAUCAUCAAGAGUCAAAUAGUACAACAUUAGUGACAUCACCUAGACGUAGUAAUUCAUUACGAUCAACAACAAUUGGACGAACAACUUCAACAACAUCAACAUUGUUAUCAUCAGUUGGAAUUGAUAAAGAUAAAAGUUCUAAACGUAAAUCUAAUCUAAAUCGUUCAUUAAAUGCUGAACAAGUGCCUUCAAAUAAUUAUCAUGAUAAUUUAAUUGUGAAUCAACGACGGCGUCAUUUAGCACCAAUAUCAGUUCCAAUCAAUUCCAUAUCAUCAACAAUGAACAGCAAAACAAUAGACAACAAUCAGAAAUUUAUUAAAAAACCAUCACAAUUAAGUAUUCACAUGGAGAAUGCUAGACGUAGUAUAUCUACAUCGACAUCAUCUUCAAAGGAAAAUACAACAAAACGUUUAAAUGUCACAAGUCCACGUCUAUCUGGUGGGACUACAUCUAAUACAAUUACCAAACAUUUAAAAAAAUCAAACGAUGAUCUAUCAUCAAGCACAACAAACUCAGAUCGUGAUAAACCAUCUCGUAAAACAACAACAAAUUCUAGUCUUAAUAAAAAAUCAUCUUCAGAGAAUUUAACUAAAAUUAAAAAACGUCCAUCAACUACAACCACAACGGCAACACAACGACGUGGAUCUACGGAAUCAUCUACAUCGUCUACAUUAACAACACCAAGAAAUCAUAAACAGCUUUCAAGUCCAAGGCCAUCACCAACAAAAGAACGUAUUAAUGAAAUAUCACGACGAAUGGAUUCUUUAACACAUUUAACACGUAGCACAAUAGCACGUGUUGAACAAUUAGCAUCUACAAGAGGUGGUGCUAGCAGUGGAUCUAAAACAACACCUAGUGGUACACCUACUACUGGAACAAAUAAAAAAGACUUAAAUAAUCAAUUAGAUAGUAAAUUAUUGAUGACUGAUAAACAAUUAAUUAAUUUAAAUAAUAAAAAUAAUAAUAAUAAUAUAAAUAUUAAUAUAAAUAACAUAUCAAAAAAUAAUUUAAUUAUUAAACAAAAUGGUGCUCAAACUACUCAAAAAGAUAUUACUAAUAAUGUUCCUCAAUCUAGUAGCCAAAAUCAUUUAGUUAUUAUCAACAAUCAACAACCUGAACAAAUGACAGGAAGUGAACAAAGUAGUGGUGGUAGUAAUCAACAAUCAAUUGCGGCAGGAGGUGCAAUCAGUAACGAACAAGAAAGUGAUGAAGCCGCGAUACCAACAACUAGCAGCGGUAAUGAAAUAACAUCAAUUUUAAAAAAGAAAUCGUUAACUGAUCACCAUGAAACGUCAAUAUUAAAACAAGUCACUACCACAAGUAUGACUUCUUCAAAUUCAAACACUUCCUCCUCCAAAGAAGACGCAAACUGUUCAAAACAAGCUGCACAACAACCAAUAUCGAUAUUAAAACGAAAAACAUCACAAGAUGAAAGUGGUUUAGUUGCGAGUGGAAGUGCUGGUGAGAAUUCACAUCACACUAUAAAUGAGUCACAUUCAGCAUCAGCACCGGUCACAUUCUCACCAUCGGUUGUUGAUCCACCCACGGCAAGUCGACGUCGUCAAAGCAUCUUAAAGAAACGACGAAGUUUAGAUGAAUCGGAAGUGUUACGCAGGCGUUCAUGUAGUCCGGAUGUUACAAUUAUUGAAGGUACAACUACCGCCGAUUUUCGUCCAAUAUUAAAACAACAACAACAGCGUCGUUCGUCAUUAGAAGAAAUUCGUGUUGGAUCACCAGAACCCCAGGGUAUAUUAAAACGUAAAACUAGUCGUGGUUCAGAUGACUAUACAAUAGCAGGUGGCUCUGUAGAUGAUCGAUCUGUAUUAGGUUCACCUGAACCCCAAUCGAUAUUAAAACGUAAAUCAGGAAGUAACUCAUCUGGGGGAAGUUCAAAUGUGCCUCAACAUCAACACGUGUCCAUUGCUGCGGCUGUUAUUCUAGCUGCGGCUAGUGGAGCCGAAAUUAUUAAUAUUAAUGGAGACCAAAACGAAAACGUUCGGCCAAUAUUAAAGAAAAAAAGUAUAUCCUCAGAUGAGAGUCCAAAUAUGGUCGAAAUUCUUGAACCGAAACCAAUUUUAAAGAAAGAAAGGACGGAAGAUUAUUACGACGAAAGACCGAAGAAACCAAUAUUAAAAAUGUCAUCACGUAACCACGAUUCACUAGAGUACAGUGACAAUGAAACCACGUCAUCUUCAACGUCACAAACUAAACGUACAUCACUACGAACACGCUCUUCGGAGUCCUCUUCAUCGUUUGAAACUAAUUCACCCGUUCGUAAGUUAAGUAAUCGAACGAGUACAGCUUCUGGCGACGAUGAACUUGUGUCAAUUUUAAAACAGUCUUCGUGUUCACGAGAAAGUUCACCACGUCCACGUUUAUCAUUUUGUAGUAGUGGUGGUGAUCAACAAUCAUCGUCUGGAUCUUUGGCGGCUUCUAAAAGCCCCCCACCUCCUCCAUCUGGUAGUGAUAGUACACAAAGUGAAUAUACAUUUUUAAGACGUCCAAGCAUGUCUCCCAUAUAUCGAUCACGUUCCAGUGGAUCAGAUUACGAUGAACGAUAUCGAAAACGACGUACGAUACAUUUAGGUGAAGGAGAACGUUUUUUUGACGAUAGUAAUAUUCGUUUACGACGUCAAUCGAUGGGUGAUAUGGCUGAUGGCCAUCAGAAUGGUUCACUAGGACAACAUUAUGGUUCAGGCAAUACUGGCAGUGGAAGUUCAAUGUCUGUAGCUGAACGAAUUCUACGUAUGGAAACAUUCUUAGCUCAAGAACAACAAACUAGUAAACAUAAUAAUAAUAAUAGUAAUAAUGGUAACAAUAGUAUUCUAGUACGGCGUAGAUCUAGUAUACAUAAGUGUAGUACGGUGCAAUUACACAAUAACAGCACAAAUAUUAUGGAUAUUACAGCGGAUCCACAGCGUGAGUGUGAAAAUCAAAUUAAAUCGACAGUUUCAUCGAUGUCAACAUCAGCUACAGCAUCCACAACUUCAUCAAAAACAAUUAUUAAAAAAAAUAGUAAUCAAAGUAUGUUGGACACAAGCCAAAAUAUAAUAUGUUCGCAAAAUGGUGGUGAAACAAUAUCAAAUCAUAGCAGUCACUCUUAUACACAAAGUCAUCAGAGUCAUCCGGAUCGUACAUCAACUACAACGACAACAACUACUUCAACGAAUUCAUCAAAUUUUGUUAUAAUUAUACCACAAGAAGAAUCAUCUUCAAACAGCAGCACUGCACCAGGUGCUGAUACCAAUAAAUUACUGUCAACAUCAAGUCAAUCUAUUGAAAUAUUAAACUCUGAAAUAUUAAAUUCUAAAUUAACAAUGUCUUCUCAAGAACCAGAUGAACUAACGGAGGAUCAUCAAGAACAAGAAGCUAACAGUGAAACACAAUUAGAUGUACUUCAAUUAGAUGCCAUCAAUUCACAUAGUUCUGAUAGUGGUUGUAUUGAAGAUGAUGUUAAUGGAGGUUUAGGAAGUCCUGGUGUCGAUGGUGGAGGGUUUCCUACUUCAAUAUCAACGUCUCAAUUGAACAACGAUCAACUAUCAAAUAAAUCGUCAACGGUAUCUGUAGUAGUAACAACACCAUCACCAGUAAAGGCUGCAGAUAGUAAAACACAUGAAGAGGAUGAGCAUGAAAGUCGUGGUCGUGCACAUUCAGUUUCAAGUCGUGCAGCUGCAUUUAAUAAACAAGCAGAAGAAAAUCAAAAAGCUGCUACCGCUACAAAUGUUGUUGAGCAAGUUAAAAAGAAAAGUGUAUCAGCUGGUAUUGAACGUUAUAAAAAUCGUCGUGGACUUGGUGGAGCACACAAAGCAUCUGAACAACACUCACGUUUUAAUACACAACCUGUAACAUAUGGUGAAAUUCAAGAAGCUGCUAAACAAAAUCAACAGAAGAAUCAAAAUGAUGGUGAAGAUGAUAACGACCCAUCAAAAUUAACAUUAGCUGAACGUGUAAAAUUAUUUAAUGAGAAGAUGAUUGAAGAAAAUCGUAUUAAAACAAAUAAUACGAAUACAAGAUUAGGUCCACCACCAAUGCGUAAACGUUACUCCAGAUUCAAGACACAACCUGUAACAUGUGAUGAAGUACAAAGUGCACAACAGAAGAUUAAUCCAUUAAUUGCUAGUUUUGUUAAACCACCAUCAUCUGAAGAAUUAGAUGGUUUAAAUAUGAAACAAACAAAAGAUAAAAUAAACCAACAUGCCGUCCGAAUGUUAACUAGCGAAGUGAAAGGUAUUUUAAAAACUAAAUCAGUGUUACCAAUUAUUAAUAAUACAACUUUAAAUUUAGUACCAACAUUAAAUAAAGUUCAUACAGCUGGUGAUACUACACCGUCCAUACGAACAAUAUACAAUGAAUCACCAGGUGGUGGAUCUGCUGUUGGAGGACUAGUUACAAGUGCAGGUGCAAGUAGUGAUAAUAGUGUUAGUAAUAGUGUAGUAAGGAACAAUGAACAGAUAUCUUCAUCAGAGGGUGAAUCCUCUGGUGAACGUGAAAUUAGAAGUAUUAUGAGUAAUAGAACUGUAACAACAAGUUGUACAUCGUCAUCAUCUUCAGCAGCAGCAAUACGUAAACGUAAAUCAUCAUCUGGAGUGGGUACACCUGGUGAUAAAAAAUUUGUGACAAAAAGUGCAAGCGAAACGUAUUUAACAACCCACAGUUCCAUAAACAAAACAGAUGAGAGCACAAUAAAAUUAACAACUAAAUCCAGUACACAACGUAAGAAUGGAACUGUUGACAAUAGCGAUGAAUCCUCGAAUUCUAGUUGUGAUGAUGAACAUUGCAACAAUGAAGACAUUCUGGGUUCAAUGGAACAAUCAUCACAACGGGAACAACGAAUAGUUGUCAAUCCAAGUCAAUCCAUUAAUAAUAAUAAGAUGCCAGCUUCAGUGGAUGAUGCACCAGGUGAAGGUGAUUCACCAGGUGAUCAUGAAGACGAUGCUGUUGAUAAUAUUAAUAAUAGUAUUAGUCCAUCAAUAUCGAUUGCUGAACGUCGAGCUGCCUUACAACAUGCUGGUAACAAUGAUUGGAAGCGUCGGAUUCAUCCCAUUCAUGAAUUAACUGCUGGCGAAUUGAAGAACAUUGUUGUCACAACAAACAAUUUAAUUAAUGAGUCAACAAAACAUGAAGAAACCAAAAGCGAAUUAAUAACAAGUAGUUCAUCAGUGUUAGCAGAUCGUGUUUUCAAAUUGGAAACAGCAUCACAAGGUUGGAAGAAACGUGUUGAACAAAGUGAUGCCAUCAACUUUACAGUAGCAGGACGGAUGCGUGAAAAUGUUAUUUCUGUAUCACCAUCUUUACCAAACAUACCAGUCACUGCUAAUAAGAUUAAAAAAACACCAAAACCUGCACGUUUUAAAACUAGACAAGAACGUUUGGAAAAUAAGAAUUCAGAUGUUACAUUAACAUUAACUCGCAGCAUUUCGGUACCAAGUACGGGUAACGGAGACAAUGGAAUUCAAAAUGGAUUACGUGUUUCUGUGCCACGUGCAGAUGAUGAAACAUUUACAUCAUUUUUCACAUCGAGUUUUUACGAUCAUCAAACAAGUACGUCGAGUACUAUUUUUGAUGGUGAUGCUGUAAGUGUAACUAGUGAAGAUUUGGAUGUAGUGACCAGACUCACUAGUGAUAAAUUAUUAGGACACAAACGUAUUGUUAAAAUACAACGUAAACAUUUAUCAAAGAAUCCAAUCAAAAGUCUAAAUGCUAGAACUGAUCUACAAAAUGAAUAUACGGAAAUUAAAACAGGUGUUGCUGAAAAAGAAUUAACACGAAUUAAUGCUGAAAAAAUUGCUAAAAAUUCAAAUAUGGCGAUAGCAGCACUAGCUGGUCUAGCAAGCAAAGAAGAUUUUACUGCCAUCAAUUUAAAGAAAACCAACACUGCCAACGCCAAUUCUAUUACAUUCUCAAUGUUGCCUUACAACGAUCUAAUGUUGAUUCACAUUAAAGGACGAAGACAUGUUCAAGCACGUUUAGUUGAACCAGUGGUAUCGUCAAUAAAUCGUGGAGAUAAUUAUGUUCUAUUAACUAAAACACAAGUAUUCAAUUAUCAAGGAUUAUAUUCAAAUAUUAUUGAACAAAGUCGUGCUAAUGAAAUAGCUGCAGCGAGUGCUUUAAAUGGCAAUAGACAGAUUAUUACAAUACAUGAAGAAAAAAAUACUUGUAGUACGAAACAUAUACAAGAAUUUUGGAAACUAUUAGGCUACGAUAGUAAUGAUUCAUCUUUAUCUCCUCCAUCUAUAACAGAUGCUGGUCAUCCUGAUGAAGAUGAGAUAUACGAAUCAAAAAUUAUUGAAACAAACAUGGUCUACGAGUUAGAAGAUAAUGAUGAACUUACACCAUAUCAACAGUAUUGGGGUUGUAUACCAAAAAUUGAUAUGCUUGAUCCAAAUAAAAUAUUUAUUUUUGAUUUUGGAACGGAAUUAUAUGUUUGGAAUGGUAAAAAUUCAUCAUUAGAUCGAAGAAAAGUAGCAGUGAAAUUAGCAAAAGAAUUAUGGCAAUUAGGUUAUGAUUAUACAUGCUGUGAUAUAUGUCCAAUAAAUGCAACACAAAUGUUGGGUACCAAUCGAAAUGUUGACCACUCUACGUCACAACUAGAGAAGAAAUCAACGUCACGUCCAAGUUGGGCACUAUUAGCAAAAAUAACACAAAAUAUGGAACCAGUAUUAUUUCGUGAAAAGUUUUUAGAUUGGCCAGAUUAUUCACGUGUUAUUAAAGUGAAAGAUGAUCCCACCGCUGUUGGAGCAAAUAUUAUAAUUAAACCGUUGGAUGUUACCAAAAUGUUAGAACCAAAUACAAUUGUACCCGAUUUAAUAUUGGAAGGGAGUCAUUUAGGACGUGGUACUAGAUAUUACGAUCAAGAAACAAAUCGUCUUUUUGAGAUAUCUACGAUCAGUGUCAAAAAAUGGUAUAUUCAAGAAUUCGAGUAUUUUGAAUUAACGGAUGCGGAAUUAAAUCAUUUUUAUUCGGGUGAUAGUUAUAUUUUACGGUGGCAAUAUAUGGUAACCGUGACUGGACGUGAAUUAAGUGGCAAACCAAGUAGACAUUCGUUAGCUGGACGAGAUCGUUGUGCAUACUUUUGUUGGCAAGGUAAAAACGCUUCACUCAAUGAAAAAGGUGCUGCAGCUUUGUUAACAGUUGAAUUGGAUCAUGAACGCGGUCCUCAAAUACGUGUUGCAGAAGGCGUUGAACCACCUGCAUUUUUGAAUUUAUUUAACGGUUCUAUGAUCAUACAUUCUGGUAAACUCUACGAUAACGAUGAUUUAGAAAGGCGAAACGAGCAACAACAAUUAUGGCGAUUAUAUUUUUGUCGGGGUGAUAUGGAAAAUGAAACAUUUUUAACUGAAGUACCAUGUAACAUGCGUCAAUUACGAAGUCGAGCUUCAAUGAUUUUAAUCAAUUCAGCACAAAGUCGUAUAAUUCUAUGGCAUGGUGCCAAAUCUUUGGAAUAUACCAAACAAAUGGCUCGUGUUGCAGUUGAAAAAUUAAAAUUAAAUAAGUCCGAAUACUUUAAAUUACGUGCCAAAGUGAUUGAAGAAGUUUUAGAAGGUGAUGAAACACCCGAACUAUUAAAUAUUUUGGGUGUGGAACAUGGUCAAGGACGUGGCCGUCGAUUGUACAUGUCAUUGUUAAACGAUCCAUUGGAUUAUAAUGAAACGCCACGAUUAUUUUCGUUCUCAUCUGUGUCGGGAGUUUUUGAAUCGAAUGAAAUAUUAUGUCCGUAUCGAUAUUCAAAUCCUAGUGGUGACACGAUUAAUGAAGCUAAAAUUGUCACACCAUAUCCAUUCUUACAAUCAGAUUUAUAUUCAGCUAGUCAACCAGGAUUAUUUUUAUUGGAUAACGGUCAUACAUUAUGGUUAUGGCAAGGUUGGUGGCCAGAAAUUGAUACAGAUUCAUCAGAUCAAGCAAAUCAACAAUUAUCCGAUCAAACUGGUUCAGGAGCAAUACGAUGGCAAGAAGAACGACGUGCUGCCAUGCAAACGACAAUCAAUUAUUGGCGACAGAAACAUGGACAUCAAAAUGCUGAAAAUGAAAAAAAAGAAAAUGAAAAAUGUCCUGCUGUAUUAGUUUGGGCUGGUUUAGAACCUUUAGAGUUUACAAAUUUAUUUCCAACAUGGAUCGAUCGUGACGAUAUAGCAAGAAUCAAUAUUAAAGAUGGCCGUAAACCUGGUGAAAUACUAUCAUUGAAUUCAGAAUUAGAACGUUUAACAUGCUGUACAUAUCCAGCAUCGGUAUUAUUACAACGACCGUUACCAGAAGGUGUGGAUCCAACACGGCUAGAAGAAUAUCUAAGUCCAAAUCAUUUUCAACAGAUGUUUAAUGGUUUAACAAAAGAACAAUUUUAUGAGCUACCAACAUGGAAACAAACCAAUUUAAAAAAGGAAUACGGACUUUUUUGACCUUUACUUUUAAUACGUCAAUUCUUUCAAAAUAUGUGUUGUGCUCAUAAUACGUUACGAUAACAUUCAGUAAUCAAUCAGUACACGCUCAACACACAUAAACACGCACACAUCGUCAUCAAAUCACAUCUUAUAACGCACACGUAACCUUGAUAGGCAUGCAUAUUCAUUCUUAAUCAUCAUUUAAAAUGAUUGAUUCCAUUACCCAUUUGUUUUCGGCGAAGAAAUCUUUAUGGUUGUUAUUAAUGGAUCAAAAAACCAAAAUUAUAUUUGGUCAAUUUUAAAAUUUAUUGUUCUAUUUGAAAGAUCUAAAAUGUGGUAAGUUUCUAAGUCAAAUUUAACAACAACAACAAAAAUUUUAUAUCUUUUUUUGAUCUUUCACCAAGUCAGGGGUCACCAAAAAAACGUGUGUAUUUUUCUGAAAUAAAUUUUUGGUGGCUUUUUAUUAGC
This is a messenger RNA of Chrysoperla carnea, 9756 nucleotides long. RefSeq names its product serine-rich adhesin for platelets-like. The coding region runs from base 271 to 9306 and encodes 3011 amino acids. Gene Ontology annotation, cellular component: actin cytoskeleton; cytoplasm. Gene Ontology annotation, biological process: cytoskeleton organization; actin polymerization or depolymerization; barbed-end actin filament capping. NCBI's taxonomy places the organism in Eukaryota, Metazoa, Arthropoda, Insecta, Neuroptera, Chrysopidae. The record is from RefSeq and is a predicted model, not a curated record. The transcript has 22 exons. Gene Ontology annotation, molecular function: phosphatidylinositol-4,5-bisphosphate binding; actin filament binding.